Molecule: messenger RNA, 1776 nt
Organism: Coniosporium apollinis CBS 100218
Lineage: Eukaryota; Fungi; Ascomycota; Dothideomycetes
Exons: 1
Coding region: 1-1776 (591 amino acids)
Biological process (GO): carbohydrate metabolic process; purine ribonucleoside salvage
Molecular function (GO): phosphopentomutase activity; magnesium ion binding
Source: RefSeq, a predicted model, not a curated record
AUGAUAGGCGCCAUUAAGGAACUGGCCGAAGAAUGGCUGCGCCUCGAUAGAGACGCGACCACGAGGGAACAGAUCUACCAACUGUUGGUGAACAACGAGCAAGAGGAACUCGAGAGACGACUCGCACCCCGCAUAGCCUUUGGCACCGCCGGCUUGCGUGGACCCAUGAAAGCCGGGUUCGCAUGUCUCAAUUCAUUAACGGUCAUACAAGCAUCCCAAGGGCUAGCCGCUUAUCUACUGGAUACCGAGACUAACGUCCAUCACCGAGGCGUCGUCAUCGGCCGCGACGCGCGACACAAUUCCGACAAAUUUGCAAAGCUCACCGCCGCUGCAUUUGCAGCCAAGGGCAUCAAAGUGUGGUGGUUCGAGCAGCCUGUUCACACGCCCUUUGUGCCUUUUGGUGUCAGUGAGCUGGGCGCCGUAGCUGGCGUAAUGAUCACUGCGAGUCACAACCCAGCGCAAGACAACGGGUACAAGGUCUACUGGUCAAAUGGCUGUCAGAUCAUACCUCCACAUGACGCUGGCAUAGCAGCAUCGAUUCUGAGGAACCUUGAGCCAGUCACGUGGGACACGUCUGUAGUCGACGAGGGCAACCUGCUCGUUGAAAGCACGUACGGCCUCGUCAGGGACGCCUACUUCAGGGCCGUUAGUGCAGGUGCACGAUCAGUAGAGCCUGCAGAUGCAGAAAAACACCCAACCCGGGUUUCAGACAUCAGUUUUGUCUACACGCCCAUGCAUGGAGUGGGCCUUCCGUACAUGACCAAAGCCGUUCGCGGUUUAGGUUUAGAAGAGAACAUGGUGGUCGUCCCUGAACAAGCAGAUCCCGAUCCCGACUUUCCCACGGUGCGGUUUCCUAACCCCGAAGAGCGAGGCGCGCUUGACCUUGCCAUCAAGACCGCUGACGCUCAUUCCAUCCAACUCGUUAUUGCCAGCGAUCCGGAUGCCGACCGCCUAGCGGUGGUAGAAAAGGUGGAAGACGAGUGGCAUCAACUCACUGGCAACCAACUCGGUAUCCUUCUUGCAUCACACAUCUUCGAUACGUGGCGACAUCUCCACUCGGAAAUCGAAAAACUUGCCAUGCUCGCUUCGACCGUCUCAUCCCAGAUGCUCGCCGUUAUGGCCAAAACCGAAGGCUUUCACUUCGAGGAGACCCUCACCGGCUUCAAGUGGCUUGGUAACAUGGCUCUCAAGCUGGAUGAGCGGGGCUUCGACUCUCGAUUCGCCUUUGAAGAAGCCAUCGGCUACAUGAUUCCCGGCGUUGUGAAGGACAAAGACGCCAUCAGCGCCGCGGCCGUGUUCUUGACAGCGGUUGCGAGAUGGAGGGAUGGGGAGGGUCUCACUCCGUGGACCAAGUUGCAGCAGCUGUACGGAAAGUACGGGCACUUCGAGGACGCGAACACCUAUCUUGUCUCCCCGUCACGUGCUGUGACCGAUGCCGUCUUUGCGGAUAUCAGGAAACUGGGAACUCCGCAUCCGACGCAUCUAGGCAAGCGGAAAAUCCUGCGCUGGCGAGAUUUGACAGAGGGUUAUGAUUCGGCGACAGAGGACCAUAAGCCAGUGUUGCCGGUAUCGAAGGAUAGCCAGAUGAUCACGUGCGAGCUGGAAGGACAGGUGAGGUUUACUGCGAGAGGAUCGGGCACGGAGCCAAAGCUCAAGUUGUAUAUUGAGUGUCGUGCUGGAAGCUCGGCAGAGGCGCGAAAGGGGGCGAAUGAAGUUCUGGAAGACUUGUUGGAGGAGUGGUUCAAGCCGGCGCAUUAUGGACUCAGGCCAGCUUGA